AUGUCUGACGCAGGAGCUCCCGAGGCGACUGCGACCGACGCCGGCGCUGCCCGCAAGGAGCAGCAGGCUCAAGAUCUUGCGCGCGCCCAGGAAGCCGGAUGGAACAAUCCUGUUCCUUUCCAGUAUGACACCGUCGUUGGUGGUACACCCGCUGAAGAUGAGACCCGAGACACCGCCGUCUGGCUCUCUGACGCCGCGAUCUACCAGUGGGACGACGAUUUCGGCGAUGUUGGAGAGCCUAACCCUGAGCUCGAGAAGAUGCUCUUCGCCGAUGAGUAUCUCCAGCGCGCCGGCGGUGCUAUCAAGGCGCUCUCGUUCGACGUGACUCUCUCAGGUCCCACCAAGAUCAGCCCCGUCCGCAACGUAAGUCACUACAACUUGGGCCUGAAGGUCUUCGCGUACUCCAUUGCUAACUUGUAUCAGUUCGAAGAUGCAGGUCUCCACCCGAUCAUGCUUGAAAACGUCAAGCUGUGCCAGUACAAGUACCCGACUCCGAUCCAGUCCUACUGCAUUCCUGCUAUCCUGACUGGGCACGACGUUGUUGCCGUUGCACAGACUGGUUCCGGCAAGACUGCUGCGUUCCUCCUCCCGAUUCUGUCCAAGCUCAUGGGCAAGGCCCGUCAACUCGCUGCGCCGCGCCCCAACCCGGUCCGCUACAACCCUCUCACCGACAAAGUCCGUGCGGAGCCGCUCGUCCUGGUCGUCUGCCCUACGCGUGAGCUUGCUUGUCAGAUCUUUGACGAGGCGCGUCGUCUGUGCUACCGUACUAUGCUGCGUCCUUGCGUCAUCUACGGUGGCGCCCCCAGCAGGAAUCAGCGGGAACAGCUCGAGAUGGGCUGUGAUAUUCUCAUCGCGACUCCGGGUCGCCUCAUGGACUUUAUGUCCAACAUUAACCUGCUGUCCUUCAACCGCCUGAAGUUCACCGUAAUUGACGAGGCUGACGAGCUUCUCUCCACUGGUUGGGAAGAGGCUAUGGAGAAGUUGUUCGCUGGUUCAGACCAGAACGACGACGCCGACCACACGUAUCUCAUGUUCUCCGCCACGUUCCCCAAGUCAGCUCGUCGUCUGACACGUGAAUACAUGGAUGAGGAUUGCGUCCGUAUCAAGGUUGGUAGGGUCGGCAGUACCCAUCAAAACAUCACCCAGCAGGUCAUCUUCGCAGAGGAGAGCGCCAAGAGCCAAGCACUGUUCGACUUGAUCUUCAGCGAAGGCCCUCAGCGCACCCUCGUCUUCACCAACUCCAAGGUGAAGUGCGACAUGGUCGAUGACUUCCUGUACAACAAGGGCAUGCCUGUCACCUCGAUCCACUCAGACCGCACACAGCGUGAGCGUGAAGAUGCUCUUCGCUCAUUCCGUACCGGCCGCUGCCCCAUUCUCGUCGCUACCGGAGUCACUGCGCGUGGUCUGGACGUCGCCAACGUCAAGCAUGUAAUCAACUACGAUCUUCCUUCCACUAUGCAUGACGGCAUUACUGAGUAUAUCCACCGCAUUGGCCGUACCGCGCGUAUCGGCAACGAGGGCAAGGCGACGUCCUUCUUCAACGACCGUAACGAAGACAUUGGCGAAGACCUCUGCAAGAUUCUGUGCGAGAGCAAGCAGGCAAUUCCAGAGUUUCUCCAAGAGCACAUGCCCGAGGAUCCCAACACUAUCGAGUGGCACGACGGCACUGACGAUGAGUCUGAUGACGGUCUUGGUGGUGGCUUUGGUGGUGGUGACGCGGGAGGUUUCGACGCUGAGGCUACUGGCUUCGGUGGAGAGGCUGCCGCUGAUACUGGAUUCGGUGGCGAUGACGGCGGUUUCGGUGGAGGUGGAGGAGGCUUCUCUGCUGAUGCCGACGCCGACGACAAGGCCGCUGCCUGGUAA
Messenger RNA from Alternaria conjuncta, 1863 nucleotides. RefSeq lists its product as uncharacterized. The transcript is spliced from 8 exons. Gene Ontology annotation, cellular component: nucleus. Gene Ontology annotation, molecular function: RNA helicase activity; RNA binding; ATP binding. NCBI's taxonomy places the organism in Eukaryota, Fungi, Ascomycota, Dothideomycetes, Pleosporales, Pleosporaceae. Bases 1 to 1863 code for a protein of 620 amino acids. The record is from RefSeq and is a predicted model, not a curated record.